This is a messenger RNA of Homarus americanus (American lobster), 1468 nucleotides long. Its product is annotated as tachykinin-like peptides receptor 99D. The transcript has 8 exons. Gene Ontology annotation, molecular function: G protein-coupled receptor activity. Gene Ontology annotation, biological process: G protein-coupled receptor signaling pathway. Bases 308 to 1468 code for a protein of 386 amino acids. Lineage: Eukaryota; Metazoa; Arthropoda; Malacostraca; Decapoda; Nephropidae. The record is from RefSeq and is a predicted model, not a curated record. Gene Ontology annotation, cellular component: plasma membrane.
UCGAGUCUCAGUUGUGUGUGUUGGCUCGGUCGAGGAGGUGGUAGCAGGCGCCUCCUCCCUCCCUGCCACUCACUCACACACACGACUCCUACCCAUACAAUAUACUCUCAAAGUUACAAUGCCAAUAUAAUGGUGAUUUAAAUAUUGUACUGUUGUAUUUACGAGAGAAAAUGUGUGUGGGUUUAGUAGUGAACUCAUUCUCCAUGAAACUUUGAAAGCUGUGCCAUUAAACGUCUCAAGUGCUGUUGGUUAUACAGAAUUUCCUGUAUGUGUUUACUGAACUUGAGGUCGUGGUAAGAGAAUCAUCAUGGAGCUGAUAGUACUGGAGGUCACCACUAACCUCCUCACCACCUCUACCUCCACCUCUAUUGACGCCUCAGCCACUCUACCUCCCUACCUCACACCUCAUGGACAGCCAGAUAACGUUACCCUGGUCUUCGCCGUCAACGAGACCUGUCAGUAUAACUAUCGACCUGUUAACUUCACCGAGUACCUGUAUGAAUACCGCAAGGAGACCUGGAUACCUAUCACCUGGCGGGAACUCGUUAAGAUAGUGGCGUACGUGAUAGUGUUCAUGGUGUCCUUGGUGGGGAACCUGCUGGUGAUCUUGGUCGUCUACUACAACGUACACAUGCGCUCCUCCACCAACCAGUACUUGGUGAACCUGGCCGUGGCUGACCUGCUGGUGACUCUCUUGUGUACGUGGGUGCAUUUGGUGCGCAACCUCUCCCACCCACACCACGUACUGCCCGCCAUCUUCUGUAAACUGGACGGCUUCGCACAAGCCACGUCUCUCCUGGCCAGCGUGUUAACAUUACAUAUCAGUGUGGGCAGGUUCGUUGGCUUAUCCUGUCUUCGCCAGACCGCGCCCACCGUGUCAUCGCUGUGGUGUGGGCGUUGUCUUGUACAGGUGAGCGGUUAUCUUGUACAGGUGAGCGGUUAUCUUGUACAGGUGAGCGGUUAUCAGGCACAGGUGAGCGGUUAUCUUGCAGGUGAGCACUGUGUACCUGCCCGCAACACAGCCACACGGGCCAAGAAGAAGGUAGUGAAGAUGGUGUCAGUCGUCCUGCUGGUGUUUGUUGUUGGACGCCGCUACAGACCAUCAUCCUCUACAGUAACUUCUGUCCACGUUGACCAUAACUCCUUGCCGGAGUGGUUCGAGUGGGAGUUCUCUGCUUACUUCAUCGCGUUGUCUAACUCCGCCCUCAACCCCAUCAUCUACUGCGGCUUCAACGACAACUUUCGCAAAGGUCUCAUGUCUUCCUCACCUGCAGACACUCCUCUACCGGCAUACACCACCGUCGUGAGUAUAACUGUGUCAGACGGCAGGAUACACCACCGUCGUGAGUAUAACUGUGUCCAGGCGGCAGGAUACACCACCGUCGUGAGUAUAACUGUGUCAGACGGCAGGAUACACCACCGUCGUGAGUAUAACUGUGUCAGGCGGCAGGAUACACCACCGUCGUGA